AUGGCGUUCUCGGUUCUUCGCGUCGCCCAGAACGGCGGCCUUUUGCGUCACUUAAAUCCCUCCAAGGUCUCUCAGCGCUGGUCGUCCACGGCGCGCGUGUUCGUCGACAAGAACACCAGAGUCAUCUGCCAAGGACUCACGGGCAAACAGGGAUCCUUCCACACAGAACAAUGCCUCGCGUACGGAACGCAGUUUGUUGGCGGCGUCAACCCCUCGAAGAAAGGCUCCACGUGGCAGUCCAGCGACGGGAAAUUCUCCCUACCUGUCUUCGGCAGUGUGAAGGAGGCGAAGGAAGCGACAGGAUGCGACGCCUCCAUGAUUUUUGUGCCGCCACCCUUCGCUGCGAAAGCCAUCAUGGACUGCAUUGCUGAGGAGAUUCCUCUUGCCGUGUGCAUCACCGAAGGCAUUCCUCAGCAAGACAUGGUCCGAGUCAAACAGGCGCUGCUGUCCCAGACCAAAACACGCCUGAUUGGUCCCAACUGCCCAGGCAUUAUCAAACCGGGUGAAUGCAAAAUCGGUAUCAUGCCUGGCUACAUCCACUCAAAGGGCAAAAUCGCCUCUAAUGAUGAGUCGAUUACGACUGCCAUGCUAAUUUGGAUUGGGCAGAGAUGUGGUGACCGUGCGUCGGCACACUCUUGGCUCAAUGAAAAGAAAACUGGGACUUUGACGUACGAAGCUGUAAAUCAGACAACUCAGACGGGACUGGGCCAGUCUACUUGCGUCGGCAUCGGUGGUGAUCCGUUUAACGGCACAAACUUCAUCGACUGUCUCGAGCGGUUCGUCAAUGACCCAGAAACAAAAGGCAUUGUGCUCAUCGGAGAAAUCGGAGGGUCGGCAGAAGAAGAAGCUGCGGCCUGGCUGAAAGAGCACAACAAGGAGCAGAAGCCCGUCGUGAGCUUCAUCGCAGGACUGACGGCACCACCCGGCAGGCGGAUGGGUCAUGCAGGAGCCAUCGUGAGCGGUGGCAAAGGAACAGCCGAAGGAAAGAUUGCUGCUUUGGAGGAUGCAGGGGUUCAUGUCGUCAGAAAUCCGGCUGCCAUGGGGCAGAAGAUGUUGGAAGUUAUGCAAGCGGCUGGGCUUCAUUAG
This is a messenger RNA of Neospora caninum, 1086 nucleotides long. Its product is annotated as 2-oxoglutarate dehydrogenase E1 component,related. NCBI's taxonomy places the organism in Eukaryota, Apicomplexa, Conoidasida, Eucoccidiorida, Sarcocystidae. Bases 1 to 1086 code for a protein of 361 amino acids. The record is from RefSeq and is a predicted model, not a curated record. The transcript is spliced from 8 exons. Gene Ontology annotation, molecular function: succinate-CoA ligase (ADP-forming) activity; succinate-CoA ligase (GDP-forming) activity. Gene Ontology annotation, biological process: tricarboxylic acid cycle. Gene Ontology annotation, cellular component: succinate-CoA ligase complex (ADP-forming); mitochondrion.